ACUUGUAGUCAUAAAACCUUAUUCAUCUCAACUACUCACUGCCAAUCCCACCGUUGGUCCAUCGUUGAUCUCCACCAGUACCACCGCUAGUCCACCACCACUCACCGGUAGACUUUACUCUUUCAUUUCACUCUGAUUUCAUUCUCUCUCUCUCUAGAUGAGAUAUAGAUAUCUCUAACCGGCCGUCACUGCAUGUGUUGAUAAGUCAGCAAAAACGGUGGUCAAACAACAAAUUGGGGGUCAAGUUUUCGUCUUUCCGACCAACCUACCAUCUUCUCCCGGAACAAUCACCACCACCUCCCCCGAAGCCAGACGCAAUGGGUUGCGAUGGUGACGUCGCCGCCAAAGAAGACCGCCGGAAACGGGAGCCCUCGUCUAUCUAUCUUUUUCUUUUUGUUGUGCAUCCACAUGUUGUACCUUGUGCUUCCUUUGUUGUGUACGAUUUUCUUGUGCAGCCUGAUCUUGUACCUUCUGCUAUCUUGCACAUCAUCAAAGGACAAAAUUGUAAUUUGAGUUGGAUUGUCGGUGGCCUUUGCCACCGACUUUGUGUUUUAAGAUAGUAUGAAAUGAAAUAUAAUAUAAUAUCAAAGACCAAUUCCCCCUCAAAAGCCUAAAAUUUUAACGUCUUAAACCCACCCACUCACCAUUUCCACUUCUCACCCCUCUCACUGUCACCACCGCCACUUCAUGAGAUGGGAGUAGUUGUAGCCACCACCCUCAAAACCACUGUGAUCCUCCUCUGCUUCUUCUCCGCCCUCGCAAGGUUCGAAACAUUCACCCGAUCCUACCCCACCUUCAACAAAUCUUUAGAAUUACAAGACUUCUCCGACCUAAACUUUCAAAACGACGCCCGAAUAAGCCAAGACGCCUUGCAAAUCACCGCGGACACCAGCAACAACGCCGUAUUCGACCUCCGCAACCAAUCCGGCAGGGUCAUGUUCCGCCAGCCCUUCAAACUCUGGGACGGUGAUUCCGUAGCCUCCUUCAACACCUCAUUUCUCGUCAACAUGUUCCCCAUGAACGGCAAUCCCGGAGAAGGCUUAGCCUUCUUAAUCGCCCCCACCAUGGAUGUCCCCGAUAACAGCUACGGCCAGUACCUCGGCCUCACAAACCAAACCCUAGACAACGAAGCAUCAGACAACGUCUUAGCUAUCGAGCUCGACACCGUCAAACAACCCCACGAUAUUGAUAAUAAUCACAUCGGCCUCAACAUCAAUUCCAUCGUAUCUGUCGUUUCCACACCGUUAACUCCCUUAAACAUCACUCUUGCUUCCAAAACGACGUCAUUCCACAACGUCUGGAUUCGAUACAACGGAAAUGAAAAGGUCAUACGUGUUUACAUCGCUGAACAGCCGGGAAGAACCUCACCCACGCCUCCCAUGCCGCAAACACCGGUCAUUGAACAUCCGCUACAUCUUAAAAAAGCAGUUAGCAGCGAAUCCUACAUCGGAUUCGCGGCAUCCACGGGAACCUUAGUGGAGCUAAACUGUGUGUUGCAAUGGAACAUCACAGUUGAGUACAUCGUCAGUACCGGCUCUAAAAGUCCGUUAUCAAUGAUCUUGAUCGCCAUUGUGGUGUUGGCGCUGGUGGCGCUAGUGGGUUAUUUUUGCUACCGGUUGUAUAAGAAGUGGUUGGUGGAACGGUCGCAGUCGAAUAUAUUGAGCCGGCUCAGGACGCUGCCCGGAAUGCCGAAGGAGUUCCGGUUCCGAGAGUUAAAGAAAGCGACGAAUAAUUUUAAUGAGAGGAGGAAGCUCGGGCAGGGCGGAUACGGUGUCGUUUACCGGGGUGUUUUGCCGGAGGAUAAUGUUGAGGUGGCUGUCAAGUGGUUUUCGCGGGAGAGUUUGAAGGGGGAAGACGACUUUUUGGCAGAGCUUACGAUUAUUAAUCGUUUACGGCAUAAACAUCUUGUUCGUUUACUCGGGUGGUGUCACAGGAACGGAAAGCUCCUGUUGGUGUAUGAGUAUAUGCAAAAAGGUAGUCUUGACAUGCACCUGUUCAACGUAACUGGCGAGCCGCUGAGUUGGACCCUCCGUUACAAGAUUCUUGCCUGUAUCGGCUCCGCCCUACACUACCUCCACUAUGAAUACGACCAAAAAGUCGUUCACCGUGACAUCAAGGCGAGCAACAUAAUGCUCGAUUCCGAUUUCAACGCUCGUCUAGGUGACUUUGGUCUUGCCCGUGCCCUAGACAACGAGAAAACAAGUUAUGCUGAGGCCGAGGGUGUGCUUGGAACCGUUGGUUACAUAGCCCCAGAAUGCUUCCUCACCGGAAAAGCCACUCAACAUUCUGAUAUUUAUGCGUUUGGCGCGUUACUAAUCGAGGUUGUUUCUGGUCAACGCCCCGGGACAAAAGUCAACGGUUUUCAGUUUAUGGUGGACUACGUAUGGUCGUUGUAUCGGGAAGGUCGUAUCUUGGAAGCUGUUGAUAAACGCCUUGCAGAUGAUUAUAACGCAGAGGAAGCCACACGGUUCUUGAUGUUAGGUCUAGCUUGCUCGCACCCGAUAGCUGAUGAGAGGCCGAAAACACAUACCAUUGUGCAAAUGCUAGCGGGGUCCGUGGCCAUACCACAUGUUCCACCUUUCAAACCUGCUUUUGUGUGGCCCGCAAUGAUGCCAAUUGAUGAUCUUUCCCAAGCUACCUCGAUCAACACAGCCCCACAUUCGAUUAGUCAAUACGAGACCAAUUGGAGUCCAUUGAGUAGGCAAAAUUACUCGGGUUACGCGGAUCAAUCAACGGUUUAGUUUCUUUUGGGGUGCAAUCUUUACAGUCCGUUUUUGUUGUCAUUUUACAAAAAAUAUAUAUAACAACAAUAAUAUUAUUAUGUUUGGUGAUGAUCGUGGAGAAAAUUUUAUGCUUGUUAUAAUAUUUGAAUCAUGCGUUUCCUAGUUUAUAACACUAAA
This is a messenger RNA of Helianthus annuus (common sunflower), 2900 nucleotides long. Its product is annotated as probable L-type lectin-domain containing receptor kinase S.5. Gene Ontology annotation, biological process: protein phosphorylation. Lineage: Eukaryota; Viridiplantae; Streptophyta; Magnoliopsida; Asterales; Asteraceae. Gene Ontology annotation, cellular component: plasma membrane. The transcript has 2 exons. The coding region runs from base 693 to 2741 and encodes 682 amino acids. Gene Ontology annotation, molecular function: ATP binding; carbohydrate binding; protein kinase activity. The record is from RefSeq and is a predicted model, not a curated record.